Messenger RNA from Anneissia japonica, 793 nucleotides. RefSeq lists its product as uncharacterized. The coding region runs from base 161 to 793 and encodes 210 amino acids. The transcript has 4 exons. The record is from RefSeq and is a predicted model, not a curated record. Lineage: Eukaryota; Metazoa; Echinodermata; Crinoidea; Comatulida; Comatulidae.
AGUAUGGUGUGUUGUGUUGUAUGCAUGCUAAUAACAGUUACAAUUCGAGCGGAUAUUUUUAAAAUCUUUUACUUAAAUUUGUAUGACGUUGUUCUAAAAUUCACAUCACCUUUAUUUCAACGUUGGUAAUAUCGGGAAUUCGUUAAAUCGGGGUUCGUAAAUGAGGGUUUCUUCUGGUCUUCAGGUCAUACGAAACACAACUCACCAAGGAGGAGUGACAAAAACAAUGAUCGUCAUGAAUAUCUUGACAAUUCUCAUCACUUUGUUCAGUCUGUUUAGUAGCCUAACGGGGGCACUUGAAUGUUACAAAUGCGAGAACUGUGGAGCAGAAUCUGGAGACAUCGAGUCAUGUAGUAUUGUAAACCAGCCUGCCAGCGAAAAGUGUGGAAAAUUCAUUAAUGCGUCCGGAGUUGUUAGUCGAAGAUGUACUAACAAUCUGGAAUGUACAGCAAGGAACGUUUAUACGAACGAGUGUGUUUCUGGUAUCAAGAAAGACUGCUUCAAUUGCUGCUCAACUGAUCUGUGUAAUGCCGCCACCCCGAGUGUCGUUACUGCCUCAUCUACCAAGAAAGGGAGGGAGGAAGAAGAGGAAGAAGAAAAGAGAAGAAAGAAAAGAAAAUCAAGAAGAAGGAGAUCGUCAAAGAAAAAGGAUAGAUACGAAGGCAAUAACGGACAGACAGGGCCACUUAAAUGCUACAAAUGCGACAACUGUGAACAAAAUACUGGCAACACUGUGACCUGUGUUGCCACUGCUAAGUGUGGAAAAUUCAUUUCUUCGUCCGGAGGUAAAUAG